Messenger RNA from Clunio marinus, 2911 nucleotides. NCBI's taxonomy places the organism in Eukaryota, Metazoa, Arthropoda, Insecta, Diptera, Chironomidae. The record is from the annotation of a GenBank genome assembly.
GUCUGGCCAAAAAUGUUGUGAACCAAAUUAGAAACUGAAUCAAAACAAAAUUAUUUUUGCAACGAUAAGGCAAUUAAAAUAUACAAAUUUGAAGCUUUUUAAAGUUAAUCUGCAAUGCCUUUCUGUCAUGUGUGUGUAAAAAGUGAUAAUGAACCAUAAUUUCAAUCUCAAACUCAACUCAUGGUGGCGAGAAACUUGAGAAAAUGUUUCAUAAAUUAAUGUUAAAGAAAAUAUUUUUGUUUUUGUUAAUUAUAAGUUGUUUCUUUCUUCUGUUUCUCUACUUAUGGACCUCAUAUUCAUUAAGCUUCAAAGAACGCUAUAUCCGACCAGAUAACUUUCUGCCUUUAUUUAAUACGAGAACAACUAAAAAUAAAUACGAUUUUGAUGAGAAUAUUGUGGUGAUCUACAAUCGAGUUCCGAAAACAGCAUCGACCAGUUUCGUCAAUUUGACGUAUGACCUAUGCAGGAAAAACCAUUUUCAUGUACUUCAUAUUAAUAUAACGGGAAACAAUCACGUUUUAUCGCUGCCCAAUCAGAUGAAGUUUGCAAGAAAUAUUACAGCAUGGGUUGAAAUGAAGCCAGCAUUUUAUCACGGUCAUAUGGCCUUCCUCGACUUCUCAAAAUUUGGAAUGCCAGAAAAGCCUCUGUACAUAAACAUUAUUCGUAAACCAUUGGAUCGACUGGUAUCUUAUUAUUAUUUCCUUCGUUACGGAGAUGAUUAUCGGCCUCAUCUCGUGAGACAUCGAGCAGGUGACACAAUGAGUUUUGACGAAUGCGUGAAGCUGAAAAAACCAGAUUGUGAUCCAAAAAACAUGUGGCUACAAAUACCUUUCUUUUGCGGUCAUCACGCUGAGUGCUUCGAAGCUGGAAGUGAAUGGGCACUCGAGCAAGCCAAGAAAAAUCUAGUUAAUGAGUAUUUCUUAGUUGGAACUACCGAAGAUUUAGGUGAUUUUAUAGAGAUGCUAGAGUUAUCGUUACCACGGUUGUUUCAAGGGGCUGUUGAGUAUUUUAAUAAAUCUAACAAAUCACAUUUACGGAAGACAAAAGGCAAAACAAACCCACUACCUAUUACCGAAACAAAAAUUAAAGACUCGAAAAUUUGGCAAAUGGAAAAUGAACUUUAUUACUUUGCACGAGAUCACUUUUAUUUUAUUAAAAACAAGCACAUUAGCAAUGGAAAGAAACAAGAUUUCAUGUAUGAAAAAAUUAAGCCAGGACCUAAAUUAUCCAAAACGUUCUUUGCCAUCAAAGAAUUAAAAAAAAAUUGCCGAAUAAUGAGGUUUUACACGAUGUUGUCUGAACUUGAUGAUCUUCCAUCGAUCAAACUUGGAGAUUUCACUCUUCGAUUUGAACUUGAUGAAUUGACGCCUUUUGGAAAAGAAGUCGCUGAGAAGGAAUUAAGAGAGAGCCCAGUGAACAAGGAGAAUGGAAUUAAGGAACUUAAACGAAUGUUACAACAAGAAACUGAUUUGGUUGUUCCAAUCGACAAUGAUGAUUGGAUGGUGAGAUUCUUGCGACCUUGCAAAUACUACCCCGAAAGUGCACUUGAACUUAUCAAGCGUUAUUACAGCUUCAAAAUCAAACAUCAUGAUGUAUACUAUGGACUCAUGCCGUCAAAAGAAGAGAACAUUUUCAAGGCUAAUAUUCUCACAGUCUUUCCACAGCGUGAUCAGCUUGGAAGAAGAAUUCUUCUUCUCGAAUUAGGAAAGAAAUGGAAACAUAAAGAAGUUUCUUUGGAUGAAGUUUUCAAAGGCUGUGUGCUGUUUUUAGAAGCAGCGAUGCUUGAACCGGAGACACAAGUCAACGGAGCUGUUGUGAUUUUCGAUAUGGAUGGCUUAUCACUUCAACAGUGUUGGCAGUUCACUCCACCUUUUGCCAAAAGAAUUGUUGAUUGGUUACAAGAUUCAGUUCCACUUCGCAUCAAAGGAAUUCAUAUUGUUAAUCAGCCGAAAAUCUUCAAUAUGGUCAAAAACAAAAUGAAUGCUAUCUUGAGGUCAUCCAUCCGUUCAAUUAAAUCGUUAACCGGCCUUCCAACGAUCGUGAGAUCAAUUCAAAACCGAACAAUUUUUCACAUGGUUAAUCGUCAAAGUUUUGCAUCGACUAACUCGAUUGAGUUAAAGCAUCCUUCUUUUAAUUGCAAAUGUGGAUGUGCAGGAAUGAGUAAAAUUCAUACAAAAGGCGAAAAAGAGCUGGUAGAAUUUCUUGCAGAAGAAAUUGUAGCUGAGCGAAAAGCUCAAAAGAAAAAGACGUUGCCAUCAGAAAUUGAUGGAUUCAAAGUUAAGCUGGAUGGUGCAGACGUUGAUUUCGUGAAAGAUCUUGGCAAUGAGAAAGUAAGCGUUUCAUUCAACGUUAACCAUACUGUCGACACUGAAGAGGAACCUGAUAUUAACAUGGAACAAGAUAAGCCAGAGUUGGGCGAGAUGAAGAGCAAACCAUCAUUCGAAGUUGAAAUUCAAAAGGGCAACAAAACACUUUCAUUCUCAUGUUCAUUCUUGCAAGGAGAAGCUCAAGAGGGCGAAUACAAUGACAUGUUUGGUAUUGAUGAGGUUACAAUUUAUGAAGGCGAAUGGAACGAAAAAGUUUACGCUGUAGCUGGAGAUGUUCUCGAUGGAUAUUUAUAUGACUUGCUUAUGAACUAUUUAGAGGAGAAGGGAGUGUCAAAUGAGUUUGCAGAAAAACUCAGUGACUUCAGUACUGGAUAUGAACAUCAAAGUUACAUCAGUUUACUUGAAUCCCUUUCAAAAUUUGCAGUAGACUCGAAAUAAACAUUUUAUAAGAGCUCUUCUGCUCUGUACUUUUAUAAUUAAGAGAAAGAUAUUUAGUCAUGCCAUGAGAGAUGUUGAAGAUAUGAUAGAUGUCAUUAAUAAUAAAGAAUAUUUUAAAUGAAAAGAGAUUCAAUUCAUGUCACGAA